Molecule: messenger RNA, 2234 nt
Organism: Bursaphelenchus xylophilus (pine wood nematode)
Lineage: Eukaryota; Metazoa; Nematoda; Chromadorea; Rhabditida; Aphelenchoididae
Source: the annotation of a GenBank genome assembly
AUGAUGGUCCGAGACUUGCGGGUGGCCGGCAAGACGGGUAUGCUGAACGUGAUUCUGCUGUUUGCAUGUAAGUUCUGGAUUGGUUCUUUAGUGUUAGAUUGAUCUUUGAUACCAGUAUAAUAUAAAUUGAUAUCCGCAAAUCAAACCAACUCUAUGAUUUAGUUGUGGCCGGUUUGUGGGUGGUGAAUGUUAGCUAUUACUAUCAGAGGAGAGAAUAUUUGAUGGCUAUGGCCAAUCAUUUUCUCGCUACGGCAAAACGAAAUGAAAUUCCGGAGGUUCUGAUGAAUAUUUCAAGUGUUCAAAACGCUACACCAUUCCCAGCGUCCAAUGUAACCAUCAAAAAAGCUGAAGAAAAGAUGAUAAACGAAUUGGAAGAACUGCUGGAAGAUGUGAAUGCCACUUUCAAGAAUUAUCAAGUAAUUUACAAGAUGUCGAAGUCGAGUAACGAGAGCUUUUGUGAGGGCGCAGAUGCCGUUGUCUAUGUGAUGACGAUGGCAGAUGAGGGCUCUACAUUGCGACGACAAGCCAUGAGAGAGGUCGUUUUUAAUGCAGUAAGUACUUUUGGACGUGUCAUUUGCGUAAAUAAUAGAUUAGUCUUGUCCUAACUUGUUAAUAUUUUUCGCGGCUAUCCAUAAUUUCGGAAAACAUUUGCGUAAUAUGCAGAUGAAGUGGAGAGCCGUAAUACAGGGUCUUACAAAAAACGUGAAGGUUUCGCAACGUUUUGGCAAUUUCCUUCUUUGUUCUCGAUGUCAGCCUUAUCGAAAACCCCAAAAAAUCCGACAUUUCUCGGUGAUUUUGAACCGAAAAACACUGGUUUUCGGGGUAGGAAUGCACCUACUUCAGAGGGUCGUAGCGACCUCAGUUUGCACUUUAAAAUCUUGAUAUUUUGUAGACAAAAACUAAUGUCGCUUAAAAAUAUGUAUUCCGAAAACGAAGUCUCUGCGCCGCCUCCGCCGGAUGUUACAGCCUCCGACUUUCCUUCACUUUUUUUGUACUUUCCGGUGAUUUUUGGAAAAUCUGGGAAUGUUUUCAGAGAAAUGGAAUUCGCUCAGAGAAUGAAAUCAAAAUUCAUAGUUGGUGAGGAUUAUUUUUCCUAAAAAGUUUUGCGGAUCAUGACGAAACUCGGCAAAAAUAAGCACAUAAUCUUUUGAAUUAUGUGCGAGAUUUUUUAUUAUCGCUCGAAAAAUUUCACAUUUCCCAAAAAUCAUCGUAACUUUCAGGCCGAGAAUAAUCAAAAAUGGAUCACUUUUUGAGCGUUUCCAUAUGAUUACUCCCAGCAUUUCUGAUUUUUCAGACGAACCUCCCCGCCAACAUGACAAUACGACAUCGUUUUGUGAUGGGGAAAUUCCCAGCUCGUGCAGAUUAUCAGCAAAUUCUCCUGAAUGAGACCAGAGAGUACGACGAUAUUCUCUUUUACAAUGUGGACGAGCAUUACCGAGAAAACUACAUCAAAUGGCACACAAUGCACGCAUGGCACAUGAGACACUGUCCGAAUGUGAAGCAUUUCAUCAAAAUGGACGAUGAUACGGUGGCCGACUUUGAUCGGACUUUCAAAUGGAUCGAACGCAAGUUUGACGGGUUGUUGGAAGGGAAGGAGAAAUACUUUGUGUGCCAUCGGAUGAGGGGCUAUUCACCGGUCAGGGAUAGAAAGAAUGAAAGAUGGUAAGAGAUGGAUGAAAGCAAGUUCAAUUCGCCAAAAAAAAGACGCGGAAAAACGUUUUGUCGGAGAAGAAAUGGGGAAUUUUUAGGGCGAGAGAGUACGUUUUUGCGCGUCUUUUCUCUGACUUCUCUGUAAAAGCAAGACGAAAUGUAUUUAAAAAACCGAUAGCGAAGCGUCUAUUCCGAUCAUCGGACUCCUCAGUUUGACGUGCGCUUUUUAUUCGUUAAUCCUUUCCAGGUACAUCCCCGUGGAAGAGUUCGGCGAAUCCCAUUGGCCAGAUUACUGCUUUGGCUACUUUGUUCUCACCAACAAUGACACAAUAACGGACAUUAUGACAGCUCAGCAGAAUAUCAACCUAGUCCACAUGGACGAUUGUUUUCUCACCGGGAUUGUGCGAAGAGCCACUGAAGCCGAUGUCUACGACUUCUAUGGGGUUAGAAGCGGGAUCUCGCGGCCCAGGUGCUCCAAGGAUCGGGAAUUACCUUACAUGAUGACCCUGACCAACGCCAAAACAGCGGAGUCAGUGAGGAGCAAAUUGAGUACGAUUAAGAAGAGGAAUUGCAAAGGAAUGUAG